AUGGAAAAACUAAGUCUUUUCUUUUAUUUUAUUUUAGCUUUCACAGUAGCAAAAAAUGUCUUAUCACAAGAUGAAGGACAUAGUUCUGGACAAUUAAAUAUUAAGGGAGAAGCCACAAAUAUAAAAAAAAGAGGUAUAUCAAAAAAAAAAAACGCAGAAACAGAACUUAAGCAGAAAAGAAAAAGAGAAGAUUCCAAUUUGGAUAAAACCCAAGAUGAUGUAGAUAUAACAACAAUAAGUGAACAAGAUAAAGUAGGUGAUCUUAGUAUAUUUAUUGAUAAAUUUAGUUUAUUAUUUACUGAAGAAUAUUUUAAUUCUGUAUAUGAAGUGGGUGAUAUUAUGAAAUUAAUAUCAAAUGAAUUACAAAAAUUAAAUAAUGAAAACGUUAGUUCUCUUAUCAGAGUAUUAAAUUUACUUCAAUCACACUUAGAAAAAGCUCUAUCAGGUAUAAAAUUAGCAGUUAUAAUAGAAAUGCAUAAAUUUUACAAUUCAUUCCAUGAAAACCUUCCUAAAAAUAGAGAAACAAUUAUUAAAAAGUUAUUAUCGCAUAAACUAAAUUUUGAUUUCACUGAUGUUGAAUUAAGUCACAAUACAAGCAUUAUAUUAAAUAUUUUUAAAAAAGGAUUAAAAAAUUCUUAUAUGACUACUUUUAAUAUAUUUGAGUCUAUUAUUAAAUAUAAAAACAGUAUAGAAGAAUUACCAAUAACAAAGUUAGGUUCAAUUUUUGGAAAUUCUAAUUAUAGUUCUAAAAAGAGAUAUACGAAACAUAUUCUUUCAAAAGUAGAAAAUAUAAUAAAAAAUGUUGAAAAUUCAGUUAAUUCAGGAGAGAUAGCAGAUUAUUCUGAAGAUUUAGAAGAUGUAAAUAUAUAUAUAGAAAAAUUGUUAAGUCUAUUAGGUGAGGAAAUUGCAACACGUAAAGAAAAAUGUAUAAAUGAAUUAUUAAAAGAAGAAACAAAUGAAGAUAUAAGAAAUUUAUUUGUAAAGGUAUUUUUAUAUAUUCAAAAAAAAAAAAUUCACAAUGCUAAAGCAUACCACGAUGUUAAGGAACGUUAUGGUUUAACAAGAUUGAGUAUGAGCACUCUAGGCCCCAUUUUAAAUGGAUAUACUUUUAUAAAUGUAUUAAAAGGAAAAUAUAUCUCUUCAGUUUCACAAAACUUAGGUAGAGAAGGCUUUGCUCUAUUCCAAAAUGAACCAACUGAAGAAGAAAAAAAAUCCUAUAAUUUAGUAAGAGCAUACAAAAGCUUUGCUUCUAUGUUGAAUGCAAUUUUAUUAAAAAAUAAACUAGAAUCAAUUAAAAAAGUUUUAUCUUCAAUAGAAAAUUUUAAUUCAAAAAUAAUAAAAUUUUCUAAUUUAAAUGAUGACGAUCAAAAUAAAGGAAGUAAUAUUUCACCCGCUCUAGCUCAAAUAUAUUUGAAAAAUUUGAAGUCUGAAUUCAUGGAAGUGCAGGGAUUAUUUUCUAGAGAUUUUACAUUUCUUAAUUUAAAGGUUGAAAUACAAAAGAAGGUUGAUUUAAUAUCAAACUUAAGAAGAUCAUAUGAGGAAAUUGAAAUGGUUUUGGAUUCCGCUUUAGAAGUGUCUAAUCUACAUCUUUAUAAUUCAGAUGAUUUAGAAGAACAAGGAAAUUUAUUUAAAAAAGAAAAUGUUAUUCUUUCGUUAUUUACUCUUUCUCAAAAAAUUGUGGAUGCCUUAAAGUAA
This is a messenger RNA of Plasmodium relictum, 1695 nucleotides long. Its product is annotated as Plasmodium exported protein, unknown function. The transcript has 3 exons. NCBI's taxonomy places the organism in Eukaryota, Apicomplexa, Aconoidasida, Haemosporida, Plasmodiidae. The coding region runs from base 1 to 1695 and encodes 564 amino acids. The record is from RefSeq and is a predicted model, not a curated record.